This is a messenger RNA of Camelina sativa (false flax), 1939 nucleotides long. RefSeq lists its product as uncharacterized. The record is from RefSeq and is a predicted model, not a curated record. Lineage: Eukaryota; Viridiplantae; Streptophyta; Magnoliopsida; Brassicales; Brassicaceae.
GUAUCACACGGAAGGCGGUGUGCUUUCCUUCCUUCCUUCUUCUUCCAUUACUCUCGCCCAAUCGAUAUUGUGUGUGUGUGUGUGUUUUUUUCCAAUUUCUAAUUUGCUCCCUUCCCAAUGGCGUCGUCUUCUGGAUCAGCCGACGAGGAUUUCCAAUCUCGCGUUGCGAAGAGCUUCGGAUCUCUCGCCUUCUCUCGACCUUCUUCUUCCAAGUUUUCUACAUCUUCUGCUCCGGCGUCGCGGCAGCAGCAAUCCGGGUCGGUGUGGAGUGUCUCCGGCACAGAAGUUGAGAAACGGGAGUGGAAUCGAGAUUCGUACGAUAGGGAUGAGAUUCCUUGUGCGUCAUCGUUCGACGAGAUUCUGAGACAGCAGAGGAUCUCCUCUAACACUGCUCGAAAGCCUCUAGAGGAUGAUCUCAAAGAUAUUGAUGGCGGCGAGGAUUUUGAUGGUGACUGGAGUAUCAGAGCCUCCAUGGGCCUUGACCGCACUCUCGACGAUGAGGCAGAAGAAGAUGAGUAUGAUAAAGUGGCACUAGGGAAAGAGAAUGACGUUGAAGGUUUGUCUAUGAAAGAUUCUCUUUCGGCACAAAAGUUGAGAAACGGGAGUGGAAUUGGCUGGACUCGGGACCCACGUGCUAACUAUGUUGCUGCACAAAUUAGGCUCAAGGAAGACGAAAUCGAGGCCAAUAAACUUAAAGCUUUUGUUGCCAAACAACCCUCGGAAAGCAAAGAGCCUCACUCAGGAGGAGAAUCAUCUAAAGCUGUGCCACCAAAACCUAUACUUAAAAGGAAGGAGGAUACUUCAGAUUCAGAAGGAAAGACAGGCAAGCGAGUCAGGUUUGAUGUUGUAUCUGAAGAAACAUUAAAGAAGCCUGAAGAUACUUCUACUACCUCCUCGAAAAGCAUGUCUCAUCAAAGUAAAAAUUGUGCUAGGGUACCGGAUUACCUGCUAAAUCCUUCCAAGUAUACCCGUUACACCUUUGAUCCAUCUUGUGAAUUGAAUGAUAAGUCCCCAACAGGAGAGUACAUGGACAGUCCCAAGGCUGUAGAAGGAUUAGAAACUUCAGAUUCAGAAUCAUUCAAGGUGUCCUUUCUUCCACAGAAGAAGACCAAGGACGUCAGAGAAGAUGGUAAUAACUGUAGUGAGACGAAGCCUAUUGUAGCUGGUGAGGUGGCAGAAGAUGAGAGACCAAGUGCAAAAGAAGAUGGGGUUACUGAAAUAGGAGAAUUAGAGAGUGGGGUUACUGAAAUAGGAGAAUUAGAGAGCUCCACCAAUUUCCAAAAGAAUGGCCGUCAAUAUCGUGCCAAGCCAACUGUAGAUGAAACAGUUGUCUGAUCGAUCUUCCACGAACAAGUUGGUUGAAAACGCUGGAGGGCGAUGAAGUUGGUGUCCAUCAGAUACAAACAUGUAGCAUCUUUUAGCAGCACAUGUAAUAAAUUUUUAUUUCCUAGACUUCUUUUUUACCCAGAUUAGAGAUUAUAUACAGCAAAAGUAUGGUAACGUAGUAUGAAACAGUUUGCCUUUGAGAGUGGUAGAUAGAACACGCAGAAGAGAGUCUAAAGCUACCUCAACUUCUUGGAAGCUAUCUUGACCAGAGAGAGAUGUUUGGUUUCAACUCUGGUGAAUCGUUUCUGGGUAGAUUCCAGGGUUAAAGAAAGACAUGGUUUUGAACACGAAAAUUGUAAUCUACUUGUGGAUGAGGAAGACUACUUGAUCAUGGAGAGAGCCUCCUUUUGGUGAGGCAGGGAAAAUAAAGAUUUGUGGAAUUUAUGAGCAGGUAAAAGUCUGUUGAUGUUGAGAAAGAAGGUAACCUCUUUUUGUUUUAUUUCGAUUUAGUUCAAACUUUAGAUUAAUUAAAGAUUUUGCAAGCAAAACUCUCGUUACUUGAGCAGUGGCUUAUUGUUCCUUCAAUUUGGGAUUCUGUUUUUACGGGGUUUCA